AUGGUCUUCAAGCAGCUUGCUGAUCUCACAAGGCCAGAGUCCGAAAAGCGCUAUCCCAAUCAACCUUUCGGGUCAGUCGAAGUCAGUUCAGAAGACCUCGGCUACCAAGUGCAGGGAGUCGAUUGGAAGAUUACAAAGGUCCAGAAUGCAGGAGGCGACCCUGCAGACGUUGUCGGCGAAGCAGAGUCCAAAGCCUCUGCCCCCGACGUCCACGCUGUGCCCGGUUUGGCACCCAUCUUCAAGAACGGCAAGACGGUAGCCGAGGCAGACGUAAGCGGUGAUCUGACCGCCUUGCGAGAGCAAGUGCUCCUGCAGUCAAAGAUUGCCAGUGCUUCUCACGGUAGCAAGCGCAAGGAGUCUGGUAGCACCUUCUCCCCCAUGAAACCACCCAGCUACCCUCUUGCUGUCAAGUCGCCCUACCUUAACGACUGGGCACCCGCUGGACGGAACCCUGCUGCGACACCGCCCAAUCGCGUCGGCAAUGAUGGCUACCUCGCGGGAAAGGCCAGCGCCUUUUGGACUUCGCAGUACGGCGCCGACGGUGACUACAGAUUGGGCUGGAACGGAUUCAUUCGAGUAGACAAUGUCACUUAUCAGUGGAUGGGCGAUGCUUUCGGCACAACUGUCCGAGAUGGCGAAGAUGCCGAGCAACUGUCUGUGGAAUACACUUCCACCAAGACCAUCUACAAAUUCAAGGCCGGCGGCGUCCACUUCAACGCUACCUUUAUGACUCCUAUCUGGCCUCAUGACUUUGUGCGACAGAGCAUCCCGAUGAGCUACCUUCACUUUGCCUACGACUCUUCGACUGCCAAGGGCAAGUCCGUACAGGCGUACGUUGACAUCGACGAGAGGUGGGUCACUGCGCAUGUUCAGGAGUUCGACCGCUACCCUUACUAUCAGGAAUUCAAGGACCUCAAGGGGAUUCAGCGCUGGUACAUCCAGCGGAGGAACCCCGAGGUCUACAAGGAGUGGCGACAGAGGGCAGAAUGGGGUAGCGUCACGUGGGCAGCACGUGAUCGUCCUGCUCUCCUAGCAAGGAACAACAACAAUAUCAACGUCCAGAACGAAUUCAUCACCACUGGAGUCAUCAGUCCUCACCGAGACUACGUGGGAGGCCCUCAGAAUGCCUUUGCCUACUCGGUCGACUUUGACGCAAAGCACGGCGGCAACGAUGUCAUCUUUGCCAUUGGCCAUCUGCGAACCCCCUAUGUCAAUUAUGUCAAGGCUGUGCCGGGAAGCAAAGGCAAGAAGAGCUACCAGCAGGACCGCUACGGUCUCUGGGCCGCCAACUUUUCUUCCUUCGACGAGGUAGUGACGUUCUUCCUGGACGAUUUUGAAAAUGCUCUGGAGCACUGCACUAAGCUUGACAAGAAGAUUGCCAGCGAGUCAAAGGCCGUGGUGGGAGGUGGCAAGGCUGGUGACGAGUAUGCUGCUAUCACCUCGCUCUCUGUCCGUCAGGCAAUGGCGGGUAUCGAGUUCACCGUCUCAAAGAACAAGCAUGGCGAAUACGACACCUCUGACCUGCUCAUCUUCCUCAAGGAGAUCUCGUCCAACGGUGACAUGUCAACGGUCGACGUCUUCUUCCCGCAGUUCCCGAUCUUGACGUAUUUGAACCCGGAACUGCUCAAGCUGGUGAUGCUGCCCAUCUUUGAGUACACCGAGAGCGGCCUCUACCCCAACAAGUGGUGUGUACACGACCUUGGAACCUAUCCGAAUGCCUGGGGCUACAAUGACGGCGACGACGAGCCGAUGCAGGUGGAGGAGAGCGGCAACAUGGUCAUCAUGGCUCUUCACUAUGCUCAGCUAGUAGAGAAAUCCAAGGCAGUGUCUUUCUUGAAGAAGCACUACAGGAUCAUGGCCCAAUGGACCGACUUUCUCAUCCAGGACUCGCUCAUUCCAGCCUCUCAGCUCUCGACGGACGACUUUGCCGGUGUAUUGGCCAACCAGACCAAUCUCGCGAUCAAGGGCAUUGCUGGAAUUGCCGCGAUGGGAGAGAUUGCACAUAUGGUGGGCCGCACCACUAAUGCCACCUACUACCGGGAUGUGGCCGAAAAGUACGUGGACAAGUGGUUCAAAUUGGCCCUUUCUAAGGAUGGAUCUCACAUGAAGCUCGCAUACCAAGACGACAAAUCCUGGGGUACCCUCUACAACCUCUUUGCCGACAAGCUCCUGGAUCUGCGUCUGGUACCCAAGAAGGUGUACGACGUGCAGGACAAGUGGUACCCUACUGUCGAGCAAGAGUGGGGCAUCCCGCUCGAUUCGCGACACAACUGGACCAAGUCUGACUGGCAAAUGUUCAGCUCUGCCACAUCUGCUUCCAACUCUACGCGAGACCUCUUCAUCAGCGGCCUGUACAGCUUUUAUGCUAAUGGACUUACAGACGGACCGAUGACCGAUCUGUACGAGACGACUACGGGAGAUUUCCCAAAGCAGCCAUUUGACCCACUCAUCUACUUUGAGGCCAGACCGGUGGUUGGUGGGCACUUUAUGCAUUUGGCUAUGCAGGCUGCGGAUGAUGCGAGGGCGAAGAGUGGAAGUGAGGGCCCGAAGGCGGGAGCGGGGAGAGGGGUUGCGCAGAUCAAGCAGGAGCCUUUCGCGAAGGCGGAGGACGAGGGGGAGGGAGAGGGGAGCCAGGGCCUGCCCAGCCCCAUGCCCGCGUCGAGGGGUCGUCAGAGGCCCUUUGCCGUCGGUCGUGGAAAGUGA
Messenger RNA from Microstroma glucosiphilum, 2703 nucleotides. Its product is annotated as DUF1793-domain-containing protein. Lineage: Eukaryota; Fungi; Basidiomycota; Exobasidiomycetes; Microstromatales; Microstromataceae. Bases 1 to 2703 code for a protein of 900 amino acids. The record is from RefSeq and is a predicted model, not a curated record. The transcript has a single exon.